Molecule: messenger RNA, 1716 nt
Organism: Cercopithifilaria johnstoni
Lineage: Eukaryota; Metazoa; Nematoda; Chromadorea; Rhabditida; Onchocercidae
Source: the annotation of a GenBank genome assembly
AUGCGUUGGUGUCGUUUUCUGUUCUGUUGCUCAUACCGUCUUACACUAGCACUUUUGGCUCAUUUCAAUUGGUUUGCGUCUAUAUAUUUUAAUUGUAUCUAUUUCGUUUUGUGGAAAAGUUACGAUUUGUUGUGGUUCUGGAUGCAUCUAAUCCUAUGCAUAUGCUUUAAACCAUUGCGAACUAAAAACUGCUUGAUUAUUUGGUGCAAUUUGAUCUGCAAACGAAUUACUCUUUAUCCGAAUAAUACAUAUAAGGAAAUUUAUAUGCUUGAAUAUAGAAAACUACAAAAAACGAAAAGAAAACAAAAACGUGGUAUUAAUGAAGCAGAGACAUACGAUGGAAAACGAGAAGAGGAGGAUUCAAGCAAUGAUAAUGAUUCAAGCGAUGGUGAAGACGUUGAUGCUGCGGGAAUUAAGCGAACGGAAUCGGAAGAAUUAAAUUUUCCAAGUCUAGCUGAUAACGAAGAAUGUGAAUGCAGGAAGCGAAUAUUCAUGAAUGAAACGGUAAUAUCAUCUGCCAACAGGUUGCGACAGUGUGAUCAUAAUGAAGCACCCAUACCACCGCCUCGUCUAAAGCGCACAGCAAAAUCACUUGAAGAAGGGAAUUGUGUUCGCGAAGCUGGUUCGCAUAAAUCUACACGUGGACGUUGCAAUCGAUUUGAUAUUCGUAACAUGAUAUUGAAGCCUUUUAAAAACUGCAAACAAUGCGGGUAUUGCGCUCUCUGCGGAACAGAAAGAUAUUCCUUACGUGAUGCUGUGGAAAUGAAAAAUAAUGGAUUAAAUAUUAUAUCAGAUGCCAGAAAUCAGAUAGGAUUGGCUGACCGAGUACGUCGAUAUCUGCCCGUCGGUAUCCGACGAGAAAAGGGGAAUGGAGAAACACAUGAAGAAGAGAAUGGAGAAGCUUAUUCGCAUAAAUCCACACACGGACGUUGCAAUCGAUUUGAUAUUCGCAAUGUGAUAUUGAAGCCUUUAAAAAACUGCAAAAAAUGCGGGACAGAAAGACAUUCCUUACAUGAUGCUGUGGAACUGAAAAAUAAUGGAUUAAGUAAUAUAUCAGAUGCCGGAAGUCAGAUACGAUUGACUGAACGAGUACGUCGUUAUCUGCCCGUCGGUAUCCGUGCUGAACGGCGUGACUCAUCAGUUAGAGAAAAUGAUAUAGAUAUCCUCACUCCCGAUUUUACAAACAAAAGAGAUCUUACCAGUGCGAAAGAAAUUUUCCUGCGUCAACGACGAGAUCAGAGAGUACUGAAGAAACGACUGCGAGCCCAAAAGCGGGCUGAGUUAGCCAUCAUUGCGAAAUAUGAAGCGAAGCAAAAAGCGAUUUCUAGUUCAAUUGAACUUCUGUUGCAAAUUUUGCAAAUGAUGGCUUCAUUUGCGAUUCUUAUUGGUAAUAUUCGCAAAACAUUUAUUCCUGCUCAUUUUAAUUGGCUUAAGCAUGGUCGUGAUGACAGUAUGGAGCUAAUGAUAUUGUGGAGAUGUACAGUAUUUCUUGAUGUGCUUCUAUUUUGGAUUAAUGUUAUCUGGGUUUAUUGUUUGCAAUGCCAUUUAUGCUGUCGACUUGGACCGUUUAAAUUUUGGAUAUGGAUAUUAACAUUGGGGCUAAUUGGAGGUAUCUUCGUAUUGUAUCCGAUGUCCUAUGUUCAACGCAAUCUGGAUAUAAGCUGGUGUCAAUUUAAGCCGAAUACUAUACUUGCACAAUACCAACCGAAUUGGUAA